Molecule: messenger RNA, 3015 nt
Organism: Trichosporon asahii var. asahii CBS 2479
Lineage: Eukaryota; Fungi; Basidiomycota; Tremellomycetes; Trichosporonales; Trichosporonaceae
Exons: 4
Coding region: 1-3015 (1004 amino acids)
Source: RefSeq, a predicted model, not a curated record
AUGUGGAGAGCACUUGCAUUGAGCUGUCUGUUGACAGUCACGGCGCAAGAUGCGACCAGCGCCUCAGCGAGCUCUGGGCAGUCCGCAGGACCACCGGCUCAAGGCCCGAGCUCGGCUUCCUCGGCCGCUCCAACAUCCGGUUCAGCGGCAUCGCAAAGUGGCGGCGACCUGAACUUUGGCCCGGUCUCUUUCGCAGGCUACGACAACUACGUGCUGCGCGAUAACAACACUGCCGUUCAGAUCGUGUUGUCUGAGUUCAUAACCGCAUUCCACCGGGCGAACACUGGGGCGCUAGUGUAUUUCGUACCCGCAGACUUCAAUUCGACAGUCACAGCCUCACUGGACAAGUCGUCUGUCAAGUCCUUCCGUGACGCCGACGAGCAACGGGGUGUCGAGGGCGACCUGAAGCUCGACAACGAUGUUCGCUUCGGGGUGACUCUGAGUGACGUGAGGACGCUACGAGACUAUACCGAAUCGGGUGGUAAGGUGUUCAACUCGGUUUUCAACUACACCCUGGGCGAAGUUACGAGGGAUUCCGUGCAGCUCGUGCGCCACUGGCUCAACGGAACAACGGUGCAGUACCUCACAUUCAAGACUGGCAACAAUGCGGGCAUGGCCGUCACGAAGCGCUCUGACGGGCCGCCCGGUAUCAGAUUCUGGCGCAGCGACAACAAGAAUCCGAUGACAUUGCAUUUCCGUAGUCACUUCAACUGGACCGGUACAACGCCCGAAACUCCAUGGGUCGAGACAAACGGUCUUGGCCCGGAUAACCUGUUCUUGAAGCCCACCGGCAGUGGCAACAACACUGCCACAGGUGGGCCGGCUGGCCGGCCAAUGUCAGAGUCGACUGCGCUCAUCACCGCCACAACAUACCCGGCAGGCAUGACGACGACGAACCCCAUUUACACACUGCACGAGAACCAGACACGACAGACGGUGCCGAAUGUGGCGUUCACACCGACACCGAAUGCGACAGUCGCAGGCAACAGCGCCUCGCCCGCACCUUCCUCUUCUCAGCCGGUGCAGUCGGCUGCUAAUGGUGCUGGAGCGGGAAACCGCACAUCUGGCUCUACGUCAGCCAACCUCGACAAGGUGCUAUCCGCUAUCCACGGCCAAGGCGCGGAUGUGGCACAGCAAAUGUCCUUCCUCACGUACGACACCGAGUUCCUUGCUGGCGGCUGGCGCUUCUUGACUAGUAAGCUACACGUUUCAGCCAGCGAGCUGACAUCAGAUUUCGGACGUGACACUCUGAUCGCGGCGCGUCUCAUGCUUCCUGUGCUCUCGUCUGAGGCCGUCGAGGCAGUUAUGGCUGCCGCCAUUGAGCGUACUAAUAGCACAAGCGGCGAGCUCUGCCACGAGGAGACUGCCGGUCAGCCGGAGCGAGGCAACAAGCCCGUCUACGCAUAUACUAUGGUCGACACCGACUUCCUCCUUCUCCCGCUAGUCGCCGCGUACGCGACGUCGCCACAGGGCGAAGGCCGGCUGAGCGAGUUCUUGGGCCGCAACUCUUCUCUCGUCGAGGGUACCUUCAAAGAGCUACUCGAGACGAACGCCGAACAUGUGAUCGAACUGGCUCGAGAGUUCGCAGUCCACCCCAGCCGCGAGAACCUUGUCAAAGUGCGUUCCUAUCCCGUUGGCAACUGGCGCGACUCGGCCGCCGGCUUGGGCUGGGGCAGCUAUCCCUUCGACGUGAAUGUUGCGCUCGUUCCCGCUGCCUUGCGCGCCAUUUCGCAGCUGCACCGCGCAGGCCUCAUCAAGGGCAAGCGCUUCAACCAGGCUGGCCACAUCGCCGGCCGCUGGGAGAGCCGCGCGCUCAAGUACUUCCACGUCAACAUUGCGCACGUCAAGAGCAAGGAGCGACUCAACAAUUACAUCAAGCUGGCGAACCUGACGGACGCCCUUCUGUACGGCGCCGGCAGCCUGAAUGGCUCCCAAACGGCGGACGGAUACAAUGCACCCGGAUGGGCGAUCGGCGUGCCGAACAAAACGCACAGCGAUGACAACAACAACCAGCGCCGCAACGGCGGCGGUGAUGACCACAAGGACAAUGACGAAGAGGACGACCAUGACGAGACAUGGAGUGACGGAAAGGAGGACGGCGGCCGGCCGAGCAGCACCUACCCCCGCUCGCAGCGGGACACGUACUACGCCCUUUCGCUUCGGGACAACCUCAAGCCAGUGCACAUCCAGCACUCGGACCUGUCCUUCCUGCUUCUCUACGGGCAGAACGUGAAGAAGGAGGCGAUCGUCGCAACCGUCCAAGCGCUGCAGCCUUACCCGCGCGGCCUGCUGACGAACGCGGGCAUGCUCGUCGCCAACGCCGCCUUCAGCUGGAACGACAGCGACGCCGAGACUUUCUCGAACCGGGCGUACCACGGCGCCGUGGCCUGGGGCUGGCAGCAGGGCAUGAUGGCGGCAGGCGUGGGGCGGCAGCUCGCGCUCUGCGGCGCGGGGAGCAGCAGUCUCGAGUCCGUCACUGUGAGCAGUGCGCCGAGCAAUGGCACAGAGGGGCAGCCGAAGUGGUGCAGCGACCGUCAGCUCGUGCUCGCGCUACACGCGGCACAGGGGCGGCUCUGGGACGCAAUCGCAGGCAGCAAGGACGUGCUCUACACCGAGGUGUGGAGUCCGGUGUUCCAGCCGCCGAAGCAGCCACGGGGUAACUCGACUAUCCCCUUUACCGGCAACGGUACAGCCCCAGCCGCCGGCGACAGCGCGGACGGAGGCUCGUUCGCGAUCGGCGACCUCGGCAAACUCUCGCCCGAAGGCACGGAGGGCGACGCGAUCCAGCUCUGGAGCUACGGCUUCCUGGCCCAGAUCGAUCCCAGGACAGGCACCCCGGUCGCGAACUGGCGGCCUAGCAACGAUACGAAAAUGGUCGGCGACGAUGGCGACAACGCGGCCCAGAACGCCCAGAGUAGCUCGGGGCACAUCGACACUGGCACCGAGGGCGUCGGCACGGGUAACGGCGUCGGAGGCGUCACGAACGCCACGGCGAAGGAGGAGCCCAAGCGCUAG